Polyodon spathula (Mississippi paddlefish) is the source of this 1941-nucleotide messenger RNA. RefSeq lists its product as uncharacterized. Lineage: Eukaryota; Metazoa; Chordata; Actinopteri; Acipenseriformes; Polyodontidae. The record is from RefSeq and is a predicted model, not a curated record. Gene Ontology annotation, cellular component: extracellular region. The transcript is spliced from 3 exons. Gene Ontology annotation, molecular function: ciliary neurotrophic factor receptor binding; cytokine activity. Gene Ontology annotation, biological process: ciliary neurotrophic factor-mediated signaling pathway; immune response; negative regulation of neuron apoptotic process. Bases 384 to 1052 code for a protein of 222 amino acids.
AUGUUUAAAUCCAAAGUCUGUGUCACAUAAUAAUAAGAAUUAAUUGUUUUAAAUUUCAAACUCCUUGUCAGUGAUGUCUAUGACGGUGAAUAACUUUUAAAUAUAGCCUUCAACUACAGCGCACAGAUGUUUGUGAAAUAUCCAGUUGUUUGCGUUACUGAUUUCUAAGAACUUUUGCCCUAUAAGGAGGCAGCCCCAGCGUCACUUCCUUGCGCUGAUUUUAUCUCAUUGCGGUCUCCUGGUUUUGUCAGCCUUCCUCAAAAGUACCUUGUCACUCUCCCCACUGAUCAGUAAUAACUGUUACACAGCGCACUCAAGAGUGCACACAGACACACGCGCUCACGGACAGCACAGAUCUCGGUUCCUUCGUUCCUCCUGCUAGCAUGGUCCUCCUCUUGCAUGUGAUACCAGCCACAUCAGCUCUGAUGUACAUACUUGUCAUGUCCCGUGUUGCAAGACUAAGCACAGCCAAGCUGUGUGGAGCCACUGUUGUCACACAGAGCAGGAAAUUAGCCAACUUCUUGCAGAAUCAAUCAGAGGAUCUCCUGAAAACCUAUAUAUCCAAGCAAGGAGAGGGGUUCCCCCAAACGACCUCUCUCUGCACGGAACAGGUGGAGGGCUUCCCAGAAGGCAACGUCUCAGACAUGAAGCCUAAGGAAAUGCUCAGCAGCAUCUACAUCACCCUCAGACACCUGGAUGGGCAUUUUCAAACCCUGCGCCAGCAGCAGCUCGGUCUGGUAUCUCCCCCGUCUGACCCUCUGCACAAAAAGCUGAUGGACACCCACAACCGCAUCCAGGACCUCGCUGGCAACAUAAAAUGUCUGCUGGAAGAAGUUCCUCCAGAGAUCUCCAUAACCAGCUCUUCUUCCAGAAGGGACAUCUUUUGGCAGAAGGUGGUCGGCUGCACGGUCUUAAGAAAAUAUUCCGAAUUCCUCAAGCAAGUGGUAAGCGGAUUAAGCCACGUUAUCUCCAAAAGAUCGGCAGCAAGAGGAAAGGGGAUAAAGAGGAUACAGAAGAAAGUGUUGAGGUUAGGUGUCUCCUCGCCAUUAUGAGGUUCUCUGUGAACCCUCCUAGUUGGACCAGAGUAAACUGGACAGAAAUGACUGCCUUAUCAGCACUGUUAGCAAAACAGGUUUAUUUAUGUAAUUUAUGUAUUUAUUUUGAAAUAUUUAUAUAGCGUAUGAUUCUGUCCAAGUGUAGGAGUGUAUAAACCAGUGAUUCAAAUGCACUGAUUUGAUGGCAAGCUGAAAGAUUUCUAAACGUCAAGCGAUAAGCGUAGCAAGAAUCCAUUUAAAAUAACAAGGUGGUCCCGAAUGCCAGUUCAGCUUGCCACACUUGUUAACAGUUACAGCAAUGUCCUGGAUGUGUUUUGAAUUGCAGAUGGUCCAUAAAUGUGCUGAUGCAAAUCACUGUACUGAAUGUAAGGAUGGGCGACUUCAGUUUUAGGUCACCCAUUUCUAAAAUAUCAGCCAUAUUGGCUAGGCCAUGUUUGCAAACAGAAAUGCAGGGAUCUGUUUUAUCACAAUGCAUGGACUGUAGAGUCACUUGGUUACUUUUUGUUGCUGCUGUGGGUAAUGAAACCUUGCAAGAGCAGGCAUGACAAUUAGACAUCAUUCUACUGCACCGGGCUGCAUCUGAGGCUAGGAGACGCAGGUAAACAUGCAAACCCACUGACUCCUGGAAAGUCAAAUUUUUAUUGGGAGAGACUUCACUCUGCGGCUUACGCACUGUAUCGCGCGUGCCUUUUCUUUUGAGCACCCUGCUCCAGGUACUAAUAGCUAUACCUUACAGUUUGAACCCAGGCCCCAGUGUGUGUUAGCCUGCAGGGCUCUGUGACCACUGCAAGUUUAAUACCAAUUUCCAUUGCUGUUACUGUACCAGUACAUGAAUGUCAUUUUCUAUGUUUAUUUAAAUUGUUUGUUAUUUAUGCAUAUUUUUGUA